UUCCGAGAGUGCUGACACUUCCCAGUACGGUCUUCAGCAGGGAACUGGCGCUUGCAGACAGAAGCAAGCUCUGCUCUGGAUUGCUUCCUUGUAGAAUAGGAGGAUGUGGGAGGUCCUGAUGGCCCAGCUCUGGAGGCGACCCUGCAGUGUGGAGUGACAGGAAGCAGGGGGAAGGCAUGCUGGUUAGGACACCGCAUGGUGUGACUCUUCUCGCCGUGUGCUCCAGGAAGCAAGUGCCCGAGAUCCCCUGUCUGCAGAUUCAUGCCAGCCCAGCACCCGGAGGCAGGAACAGAAGUGUGUUCCACCCACCAGCCAAGAUGAACAUGGUGAAGAGGAUCAUGGGACGGCCUCGGCAGGAGGAGUGCAGCCCGCAGGACAAUGCCUUGGGCCUCAUGCACCUCCGCCGGCUCUUCACCGAACUGUGCCAUCCUCCGAGGCACAUGACCCAGAAAGAGCAGGAGGAAAAGCUCUACAUGAUGCUGCCAGUGUUUAACAGGGUUUUUGGAAAUGCUCCACCAAAUACAAUGACAGAAAAAUUUUCUGACCUUCUGCAGUUCACGACGCAAGUCUCCCGACUAAUGGUGACGGAGAUUCGGAGGAGAGCUUCAAACAAAUCGACAGAGGCUGCAAGUCGGGCCAUCGUCCAGUUCCUGGAGAUCAAUCAGAGCGAAGAAGCCAGCAGAGGCUGGAUGCUCCUUACAACAAUCAACCUGCUGGCAUCCUCCGGUCAGAAAACCGUGGACUGCAUGACGACGAUGUCAGUGCCUUCCACCCUGGUUAAAUGUCUGUACCUGUUCUUUGACCUUCCGCACGUGCCUGAGGCUGGGGGAGGUGCACAGAGCGAGCUCCCUCUGGCCGAGCGCCGAGGGCUGCUCCAGAAAGUCUUCGUCCAGAUCUUGGUAAAACUCUGCAGUUUCGUUUCUCCGGCGGAGGAGCUGGCCCAGAAGGACGACCUGCAGCUUUUAUUCAGUGCAAUAACCUCUUGGUGCCCUCCCUAUAACCUGCCGUGGAGGAAGAGCGCCGGGGAGGUGCUCAUGACCAUCUCCCGCCACGGGCUGAGCGUCAACGUGGUGAAGUACAUCCAUGAAAAAGAAUGUUUGUCUACGUGUGUUCAGAAUAUGCAGCAGUCGGACGACCUGUCUCCCCUCGAAAUUGUUGAAAUGUUUGCCGGGCUUUCUUGUUUCCUCAAAGACUCCAGCGAUGUUUCCCAAACACUUCUGGAUGACUUUCGGAUAUGGCAAGGAUAUAAUUUUCUUUGUGACCUCUUGCUCAGGUUGGAGCAAGCGAAAGAGGCAGACUGCAGGGAUGCCCUGAAGGACCUGGUGAAUCUGGUAACGUCCCUGACCACGUAUGGGGUCAGCGAGCUGAAGCCAGCUGGUGUCAGCACAGGAGCCCCCUUCCUGCUGCCUGGGUUUGCCGUGCCCCAGCCAGCAGGGAAAGGUCACAGUGUGAGAAACAUCCAGGCCUUUGCAGUUCUUCAGAAUGCGUUCUUAAAAGCAAAAACCAGCUUCCUUGCCCAAAUCAUCCUUGAUGCCAUCACGAAUAUUUACAUGGCUGACAAUGCCAAUUACUUCAUCCUGGAGUCCCAGCACACCCUGUCACAGUUUGCAGAGAAGAUCUCCAAACUCCCGGAAGUACAGAACAAAUACUUCGAGAUGCUGGAGUUUGUCGUCUUUAGCUUAAAUUAUAUCCCUUGUAAAGAACUCAUCAGUGUGAGUAUCCUGUUAAAGUCCAGCUAUUCUUACCACUGUAGCAUCAUUGCAAUGAAAACCCUUCUGAAGUUUACAAGACACGACUACAUUUUUAAAGAUGUCUUCAGAGAGGUGGGCCUUCUGGAGGUCAUGGUGAACCUGCUGCAUAAGUAUGCCGCCCUCCUGAAGGACCCAGCUCAGGCCCUCAGUGAGCAAGGGGACUCAAGAAACAAUAGCUCAGUCGAAGACCAAAAACACUUGGCACUGUUGGUGAUGGAAGCCUUGACCGUGCUGCUUCAAGGGUCAAACACAAAUGCAGGGAUAUUCCGAGAGUUUGGUGGUGCGAGAUGCGCGCACAACAUAGUGAAGUACCCGCAGUGCCGGCAGCACGCCCUCAUGACCAUCCAGCAGCUGGUGCUCUCCCCGAACGGCGACGACGACAUGGGCACGCUCCUGGGGCUGAUGCACUCGGCGCCUCCCACAGAGCUACAGCUGAAGACUGACAUCCUAAGGGCCCUCCUGUCAGUCCUUCGAGAAAGCCACCGCUCAAGAACGGUUUUUAGGAAAGUUGGAGGAUUCGUGUACAUCACGUCCUUGCUCGUGGCUAUGGAAAGGUCUUUGAGCUCUCCUCCCAAGAACGGCUGGGAGAAGGUGAGCCAAGGGCAGGUGUUUGAGCUCCUGCACACCGUCUUCUGCACACUGACUGCGGCCCUGCGCUACGAGCCAGCCAACUCGCACUUCUUCAAGACCGAGAUCCAGUACGAGAAGCUGGCCGACGCGGUCCGAUUUCUUGGCUGCUUCUCAGACCUCAGGGAAAUCAGUGCCAUGAACGUCUUCCCCUCACACACACAGCCUUUUCAGAGACUGCUGGAGGACGGCGUGGUGGCCACAGACUCGGUGGCCCCCGCCCUGCGGCACUGCAGUAAACUCUUCACCUAUCUCUACAAAGUGGCCACGGAUUCUUUCGACAGUCGUGCAGAGCAGAUCCCUCCUUGCCUGACAAGCGAGUCUUCUCUCCCCUCUCCUUGGGGGACGCCAGCUUUGUCCAGGAAAAGGCAUGCAUUUCAUUGUGUUUCAACUCCCCCCGUAUACCCUGCAAAAAGUGUCUCGGACCUCAAACCUCACGUGACAAGCUCACCGCUACAGAGUUCUGACGCUGUCAUCAUCCACCCUGGAGCCAUGCUGGCCAUGCUGGACCUCCUGGCCUCUGUGGGCUCGGUGGCACAGCCGGAACACGCUUUGGACCUUCAACUUGCCGUGGCCAAUGUUUUGCAAUCGCUGGUGCACACAGAGAGAAACCAGCAAGUCAUGUGUGAAGCUGGUCUUCACGCACGGCUGCUGCAGAGGUGCAGCGCUGCCCUGGCCGACGAGGACCACGCCCUGCACCCGCCCCUGCAGCGUAUGUUUGAACGCUUGGCCUCCCAGGCCUUGGAGCCCAUGGUGCUGAGGGAGUUUCUGCGUUUGGCAAGCCCUUUGAACUGUGGUGCCUGGGACAAAAAACUGCUGAAACAAUACAGGGUUCACAAACCAAGCUCGCUGAGCUAUGAACCGGAGAUGAGAAGCAGUGUGACCACCUCUCUGGAAGGUCUGGGUUCCGACAACGUCUUCAGCUCACAUGAAGAUAACCAUUACCGGAUAAGCAAAAGUCUGGUCAAGUCUGCAGAAGGAAGCACUGUGCCCUUGACCAGGGUGAAAUGUCUUGUCUCCAUGACAACCCCUCAUGACAUCAGACUUCAUGGUUCAUCUGUUACUCCAGCUUUUGUUGAAUUUGACACAUCCCUUGAAGGCUUUGGCUGCCUGUUUCUGCCCAGCUUGGCUCCCCAUAACGCCCCCACCAACAAUGCUGUCACGACAGGUCUUACUGAUGGGGCCGUGGUCAGUGGCAUUGGUUCCGGUGAGCGGUUCUUUCCUCCUCCUUCGGGUCUAAGCUAUUCCUGCUGGUUCUGCAUCGAGCACUUCAGUUCCCCCCCAAACAACCACCCCGUCAGGCUGCUCACUGUUGUGCGGCGAGCAAAUUCUUCUGAGCAGCAUUAUGUGUGCCUUGCCAUAGUCCUAUCUGCAAAGGACCGGUCCUUGAUUGUUUCCACGAAGGAGGAGCUGCUCCAAAGUUACGCUGAUGACUUCAGCGAGGAGUCCUCCUUCUACGAGAUCCUCCCGUGCUGUGCCCGCUUCCGCUGUGGGGACCUGAUCGUGGAAGGACAGUGGCACCACCUGGUUCUGCUCAUGAGCAAGGGCAUGCUGAAGAACAGCACUGCGGCCCUCUAUGUGGACGGGCAGCUGGUCAACACUGUGAAGCUGCAUUAUGUCCACAGCACCCCUGGGGGCUCCGGCUCCGCAAACCCCCCAGUGCUGAGCACAGUCUACGCCUACGCCGGAACCCCGCCCGCGCAGCGCCAGAUCGCUUCCUUGGUUUGGCGCCUGGGACCCACUCACUUCCUAGAAGAAGUUUUACCUCCUUCCAGCGUUACGACGAUUUAUGAACUUGGACCAAAUUACGUUGGAAGUUUUCAGGCCGUCUGCACGCCGUGCAAAGACGCAAAGUCUGAAGGUGUCAUCCCAUCCCCUGUCUCGCUGGUUGCAGAGGAGAAGGUGUCCUUUGGCCUAUACGCGCUCUCCGUGUCCUCCCUAACGGUGGCAAGAAUCCGGAAGGUCUAUAACAAGCUAGACAGCAAAGCGAUUGCUAAGCAGUUAGGCAUUUCCUCCCACGAGAACGCCACGCCCGUGAAGCUGGUGCACAACGCAGCAGGCCAUCUCAACGGGCCGGCACGCACGAUCGGGGCUGCUCUCAUUGGCUACCUGGGGGUAAGAACAUUUGUCCCCAAGCCUGUUGCCACCACUUUGCAGUACAUUGGAGGAGCUGCAGCCAUCCUGGGCCUCGUGGCCAUGGCCUCUGAUGUGGAAGGGCUGUAUGCAGCAGUCAAGGCUCUGGUUUGUGUGGUCAAGAGCAACCCACUAGCCAGUAAGGAAAUGGAAAGAAUCAAGGGAUACCAGCUGCUGGCAAUGCUGCUUAAGAAGAAACGCUCCCUUCUCAACAGCCACAUCCUCCACCUGACCUUCUCCUUGGUGGGGACGGUUGACAGCGGCCACGAGACGUCCAUCAUCCCCAACUCCACCGCUUUCCAGGACCUGCUUUGUGACUUUGAAGUCUGGCUUCACGCGCCCUAUGAACUUCAUCUGUCUCUGUUCGAACACUUCAUUGAGCUGCUUACAGAGUCCAGCGAGGCUUCCAAGAACGCCAAGCUAAUGCGGGAGUUCCAGCUGAUCCCCAAGCUGCUGCUCACUCUGCGAGACGCAUCCCUGUCGCAGCCCACCAUCGCGGCCAUCAGUAACGUGCUGAGCUUCCUGCUGCAGGGCUUCCCCAACAGCAAUGACCUUCUCAGGUUUGGCCAGUUCAUUUCUUCUACUCUGCCAACAUUUGCAGUUUGUGAGAAAUUUGUGGUGAUGGAAAUAAAUAAUGAAGAGAAACCUGACAGUGGUGAGUUGCCCAAAGGGGCGGAGGAGGAGUUCGGCGGUCUCGCCUCUGCUAAUCUCAUACUUCUGAGGAACAGACUGCUCGGCAUCUUGCUAAAGCUGGUCUAUACAUCUAAAGAAAAGACGAGCAUUAACCUGCAGGCCUGUGAAGAGCUGGUGCGGACGCUGGGCUUCGACUGGAUUGUGAUGUUCAUGGAGGAGCACCUGCACCCCACCACGGUGACGGCCGCCAUGCGGAUCCUCGUGGUGCUGCUGAGUAACCCAUCAGUCCUGCUCAAGUUCAAGGAGGGGUUGAGCGGCGGAGGGUGGCUGGAGCAGACAGACUCUGUCCUGACGAACAAGAUCGGAACCGUGUUAGGAUUCAACGUGGGCAGGAGCGCCGGCGGGAGAAGCACGGUCAGGGAGAUUAACCGGGACGCCUGCCACUUUCCCGGCUUCCUGGUUCUCCAGUCUUUCCUCCCUAAGCACACGAAUGUCCCUGCCCUCUAUUUCCUCCUCAUGGCCUUGUUUCUGCAACAGCCAGUGAGCGAGCUGCCCGAGAACCUGCAGGUCAGUGUGCCUGUGGCCAGCAGCCGGUGUAAGCAGGGUUGCCAGUUUGAUUUGGAUUCCAUCUGGACCUUCAUCUUCGGCGUCCCUGCCUCCAGUGGAACGGUGGUCUCCUCCAUCCACAAUGUGUGCACAGAAUCCGCCUUCCUACUGCUGGCAAUGCUGCGCACCAUGCUGAAUUCACCAUGGCAGUCAGAAGAAGAGGGCUCAUGGCUCCGAGAGUAUCCAGUGACUCUGAUGCAGUUCUUCAGAUACUUGUAUCAUAACGUUCCAGAUCUGGCCUCCAUGUGGAUGAGCCCUGACUUCCUGUGUGCCUUAGCAGCCACCGUCUUCCCCUUCAACAUCCGCCCGUACUCAGAGAUGGUGACAGAUCUGGAUGAUGAGGUCGGGUCUCCAGCAGAAGAGUUUAAAGCAUUUGCCGCAGACACAGGGAUGAACAGGAGCCAGUCGGAGUACUGCAACGUGGGCACCAAGACCUACCUGACCAAUCACCCGGCUAAAAAGUUUGUCUUUGACUUCAUGCGAGUCUUGAUCAUUGACAACCUCUCUCUGACCCCUGCCAGCAAGCAGACUCCACUAAUUGAUCUGCUGUUGGAGGCUUCCCCUGAAAGAUCUACAAGAACUCAGCAGAAGGAAUUCCAGACGCACAUUUUGGACAGCGUGAUGGACCAUUUGCUUGCAGCUGAUGUGUUGUUGGGGGAAGAUGCAUCUCUGCCUAUUACCAGUGGAGGAAGCUAUCAGGUGUUGGUGAACAACGUGUUUUACUUCACACAACGUGUGGUGGACAAGCUUUGGCAAGGCAUGUUCAACAAAGAAUCUAAACUUCUUAUAGAUUUUAUAAUUCAACUCAUUGCACAGUCAAAGAGAAGAUCGCAGGGAUUGUCGCUGGAUGCCGUUUAUCACUGCCUCAAUAGGACCAUCCUGUACCAGUUCUCACGGGCACACAAAACUGUCCCUCAGCAAGUAGCUCUCCUUGACUCUCUCAGGGUUCUUACUGUAAACCGGAACUUAAUCUUGGGACCUGGGAACCAUGACCAAGAAUUCAUUAGCUGUCUUGCUCACUGCCUGAUUAAUCUACAUGUUGGAAGCAACGUGGAAGGCUUCGGGCUGGAAGCAGAAGCGCGCAUGACCACGUGGCACAUCAUGAUUCCCUCAGACAUUGAGCCAGACGGCGGCUACAGCCAGGACAUCAGCGAAGGGCGGCAGCUUCUCAUUAAAGCUGUCAACAGAGUGUGGACGGAGCUGAUCCACAGUAAGAAGCAAGUCCUGGAGGAGCUGUUCAAAGUCAGCCUGCCAGUGAACGACAGGGGCCACGUGGACAUAGCCAUGGCACGGCCGCUCAUCGAAGAGGCCGGGCUGAAAUGCUGGCAGAAUCAUUUGGCCCACGAAAAGAAAUGCAUAAGCCGAGGAGAAGCCUUGGUGCCUACCACACAGUCCAAGCUGUCCCGGGUCAGCAGCGGCUUCGGCCUUUCCAAGCUAACGGGAUCAAGAAGGAAUCGAAAGGAAAGCGGCCUUCACAAGCACAGUCCUUCCACCCAGGAGAUCUCCCAGUGGAUGUUCACACACAUUGCCGUUGUGCGGGACCUCGUGGACACGCAGUACAAGGAGUACCAGGAGCGUCAGCAGAACGCUCUCAAGUACGUGACUGAGGAAUGGUGCCAGAUCGAGGGUGAGCUGCUGCGGGAGCGAGGCCUGUGGGGCCCCCCCAUCGGCUCGCACCUAGACAAGUGGAUGCUGGAGAUGACGGAGGGGCCCUGCAGGAUGAGGAAGAAGAUGGUGCGCAACGACACGUUCUACAACCACUAUCCUUACGUGCCGGAAACCGAGCAGGAAGCCAACGUGGCGUCUGAGGCCCCAAGUAGACAGCCCGAGACUCCCGAUGAGGCCAUUGCUCAGAAGAAGCCUGCGCGGUACAGGAGAGCUAUAAGCUAUGACAGUAAAGAGUACUACAUGCGCCUGGCCUCUGGCAACCCAGCCAUCGUCCAGGAUGCUAUUGUAGAGAGUUCAGAGGGCGAAGCCACCCAGCAAGAACCAGAGCAUGGAGAAGACACCAUUGCCAAGGUCAAAGGCCUGGUGAAGCCUCCCCUGAAGCGCUCUCGCUCUGCGCCUGAUGGCGGAGAUGAGGAGACCCAGGAGCAGCUACAAGACCAGAUUGCCGAGAGCGGCUCCGUGGAGGAGGAGGAGAAGACAGACAAUGCCACUUUGCUGCGCCUGCUGGAGGAAGGAGAGAAGAUCCAACACAUGUACCGCUGUGCUCGAGUCCAGGGCCUGGACACCAGCGAGGGGCUCCUCCUUUUUGGUAAAGAACAUUUUUAUGUGAUUGAUGGAUUUACUAUGACAGCGACCAGGGAAAUAAGAGACAUUGAAACUCUACCUCCAAAUAUGCAUGAACCAAUCAUCCCUCGAGGAGCCAGACAGGGCCCGAGCCAGCUCAAGAGAACAUGCAGCAUCUUUGCCUAUGAAGACAUCAAGGAGGUCCAUAAAAGGAGGUACCUCCUGCAGCCUAUCGCUGUUGAAGUUUUCUCCGGGGAUGGACGGAAUUACCUCCUGGCUUUUCAAAAGGGAAUUCGGAAUAAAGUCUACCAAAGGUUCCUGGCAGUCGUGCCAUCCCUCACCGACAGCUCGGAGUCUGUCUCGGGGCAGAGACCAAACACCAGUGUGGAGCAAGGGUCCGGAUUACUCAGCACUCUGGUUGGAGAGAAGUCUGUGACUCAGAGAUGGGAGAGAGGUGAAAUCAGCAACUUCCAGUAUCUGAUGCACCUGAACACCCUGGCCGGCAGGUCCUACAACGACCUUAUGCAGUACCCUGUCUUCCCCUGGAUCCUCGCAGACUACGACUCCGAGGAGGUUGACCUUACGAAUCCCAAGACUUUCAGAAACCUGGCUAAGCCCAUGGGCGCGCAGACUGAUGAGCGGCUGGCCCAGUACAAGAAGCGCUAUAAGGACUGGGAGGAUCCCAAUGGGGAGACCCCAGCCUACCACUAUGGCACCCACUAUUCCUCUGCGAUGAUCGUGGCCUCCUACCUCGUAAGAAUGGAGCCUUUCACACAGAUAUUCUUACGGCUUCAGGGUGGCCACUUUGACCUGGCAGACCGGAUGUUCCACAGUGUUCGUGAGGCCUGGUACUCAGCAUCAAAGCAUAAUAUGGCAGACGUGAAAGAACUCAUCCCAGAAUUUUUUUACCUGCCAGAAUUCUUGUUCAAUUCUAACAACUUCGACCUAGGCUGUAAACAAAAUGGCACCAAGCUUGGAGACGUCAUCCUUCCACCCUGGGCUAAGGGAGACCCCAGAGAGUUCAUCAGAGUCCACCGAGAGGCUCUGGAGUGCGACUACGUCAGUGCCCACCUCCAUGAGUGGAUUGACCUCAUCUUUGGCUACAAGCAGCAGGGUCCCGCCGCGGUGGAGGCCGUCAAUGUCUUCCACCACCUUUUCUACGAGGGUCAGGUCGACAUCUACAACAUCAACGACCCACUGAAGGAGACCGCCACCAUCGGCUUCAUUAACAACUUCGGUCAGAUCCCUAAGCAGCUGUUUAAAAAGCCUCAUCCACCAAAGCGAGUGAGGAGCCGACUCAACGGAGACAACGUAGGGGUGUCUGUCCCACCGGGAGCCACGGGUGACAAGAUCUUUUUCCAUCACCUAGACAACCUGAGGCCUUCCCUCACGCCUGUGAAAGAACUCAAGGAGCCUGUGGGGCAGAUUGUGUGCACAGACAAAGGGAUUCUCGCGGUAGAGCAGAAUAAGGUUCUUAUCCCCCCGGCUUGGAACAAGACCUUCGCCUGGGGCUACGCCGACCUCAGCUGCAGACUAGGGACCUACGAGUCAGACAAGGCAGUGACAGUCUAUGAAUGCUUAUCCGAGUGGGGCCAGAUUCUCUGCGCCGUCUGCCCCAACCCCAAGCUCGUGAUCACGGGCGGAACCAGCACGGUGGUGUGUGUCUGGGAGAUGGGCACCUCCAAAGAAAAGGCCAAGCCCCUCACGCUCAAGCAGGCUCUCCUUGGCCACACCGAUACCGUCACCUGUGCCACCGCAUCACUGGCCUACCACAUAAUUGUCAGUGGGUCCCGAGACCGAACCUGCAUCAUUUGGGACCUGAACAAACUGUCUUUUCUAACCCAGCUCCGAGGCCACCGAGCUCCCGUUUCUGCUCUUUGUAUUAACGAGUUAACAGGGGACAUUGUGUCCUGCGCUGGCACAUACAUCCACGUGUGGAGCAUCAACGGCAACCCCAUCGUGAGUGUGAACACGUUCACGGGCAGGAGCCAGCAGAUUGUCUGCUGCUGCGUGUCUGAGAUGAAUGAAUGGGACACCCAGAAUGUCAUAGUGACUGGACACUCGGAUGGAGUGGUCCGGUUCUGGAGGAUGGAAUUUCUACAAGUUCCUGAAACGCCAGCUCCUGAGCCUGUGGAAGACCCGGAAGUGCAGGAAGGCUGCCCCGAAGCGCAGAUAGGGCAGCAAGCCCAAGAUGAAGACAGCAGUGAUUCCGAAGCAGAGGAGGCCAGCGUCAGCCAGGAUCCGAAGGAUGUGCCCAGCCAGCCCGGCAGCACCAGCCACAGGCCCCGGGCAGCCUCCUGCAGAGCGACAGCCACCUGGUGCAACGACAGCGGCUCCGAUGACUCCAGGCGAUGGUCGGACCAGCUCAGUCUCGAUGAGAAAGAUGGCUUCAUAUUUGUGAACUAUUCCGAGGGCCAGACCAGAGCACAUCUUCAGGGGCCCCUCGUCCACGCCCACCCCAACCCAACUGAGGCCCGAAACUACAGCAGAUUGAAACCUGGGUACCGGUGGGAGCGGCAGCUGGUGUUUAGGAGCAAGCUGACGAUGCACACGGCCUUUGAUCGCAAGGAUAACGCACACCCAGCUGAGGUCACCGCCUUGGGUGUCUCCAAGGAUCACAGCAGAAUCCUCGUGGGUGACAGUCGAGGCCGAGUGUUCAGCUGGUCUGUGAGUGACCAGCCCGGCCGUUCUGCCGCUGACCACUGGGUGAAGGACGAAGGUGGCGACAGCUGCUCAGGGUGCUCCGUGCGCUUCUCCCUCACGGAAAGACGACACCAUUGCAGGAACUGUGGGCAGCUCUUCUGCCAGAAGUGCAGUCGGUUUCAGUCCGAAAUCAAGCGCUUGAAGAUCUCAUCCCCCGUGCGUGUCUGUCAGAACUGUUACUAUAGCUUACAGCAUGAGCGGGGGCCAGAAGAGGGACCUCGAAACUGCCGAGACUGAGGGGCCGGACAAGAGACCAGAGCCUGGGGAGCUCUUUGGGCCCCGCCAUGGCUCCAAAUGCACUGAGGCAGUGUCCGUUUACACAUCUCUUCACACUGAGUGUUGGAAGUGUUGAGUUCAAAGGGAUCAUCGGAUCACGGGUUCCGAGGCCAGUGACCGGCAGGCACUAUGCAGCGAACAGCACAAGAACUACUCAAGGUGAUCCCCAGGAGCGUCUCAGAGCCCGAGUCUCCCGUAGCAGAGCCGUCUCCAGAGCGAACUCCGCGCUCCUGACUGUCUUUCUUGCAUCUCAUUUUUAUAGAGCUUUUCAUCCUUAUUUGGAAAAAUCAACAAAAACUUAAAAAAAAAAAAAAAAAGGCUUCUAGAAAACGGUUGUAAAUCUGACUUCUUUGCAAGCAGCUGUGUAUAUUGUAAAUAGGUAGAAAGGCCUUUUUUUUUUUUUUUUCUUCCUAAAUAAGGACCUAAUUGCCUGUAACAUGAGAUUUCAAACUAAGCCACUAACUCAAUGAACUAUUUAAGGUUUGUCUAACAUCUCUCAGUUAUAAAUAUGGGUUGUUUUUUUUUUUUUUUUUUUAUCCUCGGAGACAUUAUCUGUAAUGUUUUUGUUUUUUUUUUUUUUUCUCCUGUUCAAACCACGCCUGUGUGCCUGAUAUCAUUCUUUAAAGUUGCCCACAGUAUCUCCACUUAACAUAGGCUAGUAACCAAAAUACCGUAGCCCUGCUUCAGGGGCUAGUGUGGGAGAAAAGACGGCUGGUCAAGAAGUAGCCUGCAAAUACCCGAGCAUCCGUUUCCAGCUGUAUACCGCCACAGUGUUCUAACGGGACACCCCUUUCAUGGAUCUGUGGGCUGCAUGGUCUGAGCACACCUCAGCAUUGCAGAAAAAGGGGGUCGUGACGGGUGGCAGGCGGGAUCCAGCCCUGCCUCGGUUAAUGGAAACAUAUUUGCAUGUUACCCCAAAUUAGCUUUUCUGCAUAGACCGUAACAAGUGUGUGUCUUUGGGGACACUGUGUUCUACUACAGCUUAUUUUCAAAAAAGGGUAAAAAAGUGUACAGAAUUAACAUUUAAACCUUGUUAAAACUGGAUGUCAGAAGUGCUUAAAAUGAACCUUUACCAUUUAAUGCCAUCUACCUGAAAACAGUCAGAUUUAUACUGUAUUGAUGUCUAUUUUUUUGGUUUUGCUAUGAAUAUAAUUACAGUAUUUUAAUAUUUAGUUAUUUAAUUUGUUCUACUAGUUGGAUACAGAACACACAAAUUCAGGAGGAUCAGAGCUGCUGGGGGCUAAGAGAUAAGUUUAUAGAGAAAUGGCUUUGGUGGUGGGAUUUUUUAAAAUGUGUGUUAUGUACAUAAAUAUAAAUAAAUAUAUAUAUAUGAAAUCAAAACAAUCUAGAUUUUAACAUUUUCAGAUACUUAGUACUAAUACUAUGAGCAAUUCUAAAAGCCCUGUGAUAUGAAAACCAUAGGAUGAUCACUAAUGACCCAAGAAAGUAAGGACAGGCCUUGGCACCCUCAUGGAGGGAUGGAUCAUGCAAAGGACAGUGGCUUUGGCUUCCCCAGCUCUCCAUCUUUAGCCCUGGUGACAGGCACACUUAUGCACUAAAAUGCACAUAUAUGCACACGUGUCCAGAAACAGGCAUUUGGUACAACAGUGACCUUGUACCUGAUGGGCUGAGCAGCUGCAGAACAAACUUGUUCUUCCUGAUAGGCGGGUCUCCAGGAGAAACCGAGAAGGCUGCUGUAGUGCCUUAUGCUUCCUAAAUUGAGACCUUGCUUUCAAGGUUUCAGCCUCCAGUCUGAUACAUAUCAAAAUUGACUCAAACACUUCCAUUUCUAAACGCUCAGAUACUUCAUGUGAGUAGAAGGAUUGUCGGCAUUAAUGCUUUCCGCUUGAAGAGUUGCUUUGUUUUCCCUUCUGCGUCUCACGCCCCGCCAUCUCCCCACCACAUCUCCAGAAGGACGCUGGUAUUCCUCAGUUGCAGAAACUGUGCUUCUGCCUGGUGGUGGGCUGGCCCUGUCUGCCCCUGGAUGCUAUGUAGCAGUGUUCCUCCACACGGUUCAGAAGCAGCGCCCUCCCUUACCCAGACCCAAUGGCAGAGGUGUUUUCAAGACUUGAAUGUAGGAGUGUGUGCGUAGCCACCUGAAGCUUGUUCCUCUGUCUGACCUGAAGUUCAAUGGGAUGAGCAUGUAAAUUUCCCAACGCGGCUUCCUUAACUAAGGCGGAAACCAAACCCCUCACGAUAGUAUUUCCUCUGGCAGCUGGUGCUGUGGGCAACUUUUUUGUUCCAUCAGGUCUUGGUUUUUGUUUUCUUUUCACUUCUGCAGAAGUCACACAGGGCAGGGCACUCAAUGUCCUUUGGCUCGUUGCUUUUCUGGUUUAUCCCCGUGUUCUGUGCCAAUCUGCUUACCAACAUCCAUCGUGUGUGUCCACCUUCUCGUCUGUGUUCUCUUUCUGAGUACCUCACAGGGCUCCAGCCCGAUCUCUGCUCAUCCUUCCCCCCAUCCAUCCACUGUUCAUCCAUGUACUCAGCACAUCAGUGUGUAACGUGCAAGUGUAAUGUCAUGCUUUUGAAGAUGAGAGGGAGCUGCCCGUGGCAGCCAGCCCUAUGGAGGGUAGCAGAACGCUCUAGACAAGUUAUUUUGCACUUUCUUAUGUAUAAAGGUGGUAGAAACUUAUUUUUGCUUUGUAUCAUUUAAAUACAUUUUGUUUUUGGUAAACAGUGUAUAAAAUAUUUAUGCUGUUAAAAAAAACCUUUUUAGAAAGUAUUUUUCGUUUCAGCAAGUUCGGUUACUUGUUGCAUGACCAUUAACACAGCUGACUUUUUGUGUCAGUGCAAUGUAUAUUUUUGUCCUGUUAUUAACUUGUAAGCCCCAGUAAUGGCCAAUUAUCUGUACAGCAACAGAAGGAAAUUGAAGAUGCCGGCUAAGACUGGAUUGAUUGUGGACCUUUGUACUAUAUUGCAGAAUCCAAUCUGUUUCUCUGGUGGUUUAUGUCAAGGCCUGAAGACUUCCUACCUAGUGUGCAAUCUGUGAUUCUGAGUGUUCAUUGUAUCUCUGUCUGAUGCAAAAAGGUAGACAGUUGCAAUCCAUGAUUAAACGCAAUAGUCCAGGUACUUAAGUAUUUUUUUCAUUUCAAAUAAAUACCUAUUUACCACAA
This is a messenger RNA of Psammomys obesus (fat sand rat), 14074 nucleotides long. RefSeq names its product WD repeat and FYVE domain containing 3 (gene Wdfy3). The coding region runs from base 177 to 10922 and encodes 3581 amino acids. The record is from RefSeq and is a predicted model, not a curated record. The transcript has 67 exons. Gene Ontology annotation, molecular function: metal ion binding; protein binding. NCBI's taxonomy places the organism in Eukaryota, Metazoa, Chordata, Mammalia, Rodentia, Muridae.